AUGCCAUCAUCAUUGCUACCGUUUGUGCUGGCAUUGCUUGCCUUUGCGCUUUCCUCGCCUGCCGCGACAUCGACGAUCCAACUGCAACCGUCGGACCACGUCGUCAUUGUUGGCGGCGGCCCCGCGGGUGUCCACUACGCGUCGUUGCUGGCCAAGAAGGGCAUGUUGAACAUCACAAUCCUCGAAGCUAGCCAUCGCGUUGGAGGUAAAUCCGUCACAGUCGUGGACGACAAGGGGACCCCCCACGAGCUUGGUACGGUGUUUGCAAUCCCGACAUACACCCCCGUGUUCAACCUCGUCGACGAAUACGACCCCCUCAACACCAAAUUUGACUUUGCCUAUGGGCAGCCCAACUACCUGUACGCGAUGGGCGAGUCUGCCGGGGGAAAUGACUCGGAUGCGUCGGCAGCUGUUGAUUUCCCCCAUCAUGUGCUCCAGUCCCUGCAACAGAUCGCCCCCAAUGCCUCCCUUGUCCAGCUCCAAGCGUUGUUUCUUGAUCAAGCCAGUCGGUACUUGACAUUGCACCACCGUAUCUUUGGUUCGUACACGUAUGGCCUGCCCCCUCGCCCGUCCAACUACACUGCCAUUGAUAUGACUGCCAUCGACUUCCUCACCACACACAACCUUACCGCGUUGACGUCGCUGUUUCGGUUUGCCUAUCAACAACAAGGCUACGGAGUGUUGGAAACGAUCCCGGCGUUUUACUUUUUGUGGUGGAUGCAUCCCGACUCAGUGCGAUCGAUCUUGCGCUCCCAAGUCGUGCAGUCGUCGGUGGCGUCGGAGCUUCGAGGGGGGUUCCAGCGGCUGUGGGGGGCCAUCGCCCACGCACACCGCGACGCGGUCAUGACGGUGCUUGGGGCCACCGUCACCCGCGUGACAAGAGGGGGGCUGCUACCCACUGACGAUCCGCCAAGUGUCAGCUACAUCACAAGCCAGAACGAGCUCGUGCACGUCGACUGCGCUCACGUAGUCAUGGCUGUGGACUUGAGUUUGUACGCGGACUUGGUGACCGACUUGACUGUGGACGAACGCGCUAUCAUCACUGGGAGCAGCUACACGUCGUCGACAUUUAUCACGACCUUGUUCGAGUCGGAGCCGUCGCCCGUGGAAACGGCGGCGCAGAUCUGGCACUACCGCAUGAAGCAAGGCGGUGGCGGGCGGUUGAGUGUAUUGCGCAACUCGAAGCUCGCGUUAGAGUACCGCGGCUCGACAGACUGGGGCGACUUGGUGCAAGGUCGCCAAACGCGCGUGGCGUACCAGUAUUACGACCACCCGCUGAGCCACGUCGUUCGAGACCAUGUGACACCGUUGCUGCGACAGGACUUGGCGCUGGCGGGCAUGGCUGAUGUCACCGUGUGGACGCAGCGCUAUUUCAACUACUUUCCAAGAUUUACCUCGGACGGGUUGAAGAUGGGGCUACCGUGGAAAGUCUGGGACAUGCAGGGCCAACACAAGACGACGUGGAUUGGCAGCAGUGUGAGCUUUGAAAGUGUUCUGGACGUCGUGGCGUACAAUAACAAGUUGAUCCAACGCGUCGAGGUGGUGGCUCGUCAUGAGGUGGAAAGGGAUCAGGCGAUGUCUGCAUCGUCGUUGAACGUAUGUACGGCUUUCGUGGCGGCGGCAUGGAACCGCUAUGUCGGAACUGCCAGUUAA
Messenger RNA from Aphanomyces astaci, 1653 nucleotides. RefSeq lists its product as hypothetical. The record is from RefSeq and is a predicted model, not a curated record. The transcript has a single exon. Bases 1 to 1653 code for a protein of 550 amino acids. Gene Ontology annotation, molecular function: oxidoreductase activity. Lineage: Eukaryota; Oomycota; Saprolegniomycetes; Saprolegniales; Verrucalvaceae.